Molecule: messenger RNA, 1086 nt
Organism: Aspergillus wentii DTO 134E9
Lineage: Eukaryota; Fungi; Ascomycota; Eurotiomycetes; Eurotiales; Aspergillaceae
Product: zinc finger MYND domain-containing protein
Exons: 2
Coding region: 1-1086 (361 amino acids)
Source: RefSeq, a predicted model, not a curated record
AUGGAGAACCCCUCCUCUGCCCCCUCCAUCUGCGCCCACUGCCAGAAUUCCACUACGAAGAAAUGCAGUGGAUGCUCAGACGCUCCUAGAUACGACAAAGAAACCCCCCAGCCAACCUUCUACUGCAGCCGAGUUUGUCAGAAGAGCGACUGGGACAGACACAAAACGAACUGCAAGCGUCUGCAGACUCGCAAGACUCUUUCUCGAGCGGCCUCAUUCCUUCAAGCUAUCUUUUACAGGAUUCGUCUCCAUGCCUAUCCUCUUCAGUUCACGACCGUGCGUGCUGUUGGCUCGACUGUAUAUCUCGAAGGAUACAAAGGAGAAGUAUCACGUCUCCAACGACAGCUGACACCCUUCUCCGCUGAUGUCAAGGGCGGUCAGGACAUCUUGGACGCGGCGUUGGUGUAUAUCGGAUGCUCGGAGGCGAUGGUGUAUCUCUACGCCUUUGUCGCAGCGCUCCUGAUGGACAUCUCCUUCACAGUCGAAGAAAUCCAAUUCGAAGCCACCAACAACAAACUCUCGAUCAAAACCUGCUUCGCCAACGGCGGUGACCAAUUCGGACACUUCCCAGGACACAACGUCUACCGCAUCACCCUCCUUAACGGCGAAGUCUGGGCCAUCGACCCCAGCGGCGCGCAGUACGGAUACCACGGCGCCCUCUAUCCCUGGAGCGAACUCGCAGCGCAUCGUGUCGGAAAGGCCAAGCAUGAGUUCCAUUUUGGGUACUUCCGCGACACGUUUCGUCUGCAGUAUGGUCUUUUCCGCCGUACGCAAAAUGACGUCUCCGAGUUGACGGAACAGCUUGAUCUUGCGAUGGCCAUUGAGGGGAAGAUCGAUGUGCUUGUCAAGCCGUAUGCGGGCAAGUUGAAGACGAUCUUGAAGGGUAGCGAUGCUGCUUUUGGGAAGGCUAAGGCUGAGUUUUUGGGGCGCUUGGAGGCCGUCAUUGUUACUUCGUUGGACGAGAUUUAUCAACCUGAGCGGAUUGUACGCAGGACAAAGGAGGUUCAGCGUCGUUUACACUUGAUUGAACAGGGCGUGGGUGUUAGCUGCAUUGGAAUCGAGGAUAUGAUGAUUUUGGCCUUUUGA